UCUGGGCUCCCAGGCCCCGGCGGCGGAAGAGAUGGAGCAGCGUCACGAGCGCCCGGCCCCUUAAAACGCUGCUGGCUGGAGCCGCCUCCCUCCCUGCAGCCCGCGGUGGAGAUGGAGUAAAGGGAGACCUGUCGACCUGCCCGCGGAGAUCAGCGAUGGAGUUAAAGCAAUCUUUGUCUACCCAUCUGGAAACUGAGAAGCCUCUGAGGCGCUAUGGGGCGGUGGAGGAGACGGCAUGGAAAGCGGAGGGACUGGGGAGAAAUCAGCUGGACAUCAUCUCCAUGGCAGAGACAACCAUGAUGCCGGAGGAGAUCGAGCUGGAGAUGGCGAAAAUUCAGCGUCUCCGGGAAGUCUUGGUCCGCCGGGAGUCUGAGCUCAGGUUUAUGAUGGAUGACAUCCAGCUCUGUAAUGACAUCAUGAACCUGAAGCAGGAGCUGCAGAACUUGGUCGCCACCCCAGAAAAAGAAAAAACCAAGCUGCAGAAGCAGAGAGAGGACGAGCUAAUCCAGAAGAUCCACAAACUGGUACAGAAGCGAGACUUCCUGGUGGACGACGCAGAGGUGGAGCGGUUAAGGGAGCAGGAAGAAGACAAGGAAAUGGCUGAUUUCCUGAGAAUCAAGUUAAAACCUCUAGACAAAGUAACCAAAUCUCCAGCCAGCUCCCGAGCAGAGAAGAAAGCAGAGCCUCCACCUAGUAAGCCCACAGUGGCCAAGACGGGGCUGGCGCUCAUCAAAGAUUGCUGUGGGGCCACCCAGUGCAGUAUCAUGUAGCCCCCACGUGGGGUGCCCCCGGGGCCACAGGGACCCCACUCCCACCCUCUUGUCUUCAUAGCCCCCAUUUCACCGGGGCUCAAGAGCUCUCCAAGGCCGAAGAGGUUGAAGGCAAGCCUGUGACUGCUGCCAGGGACCGUGGGUGCGGCAGGAGGGCCUGGCCGUCCUGUACAGAGUGUAGCAAUAGGGAGUCCCUCACCGUCGCAUGGCCCUCCCCAGAGCAUGCCAAACCCAGGAGUCUGUCUCACUGUUUAUCCAA
Molecule: messenger RNA, 1029 nt
Organism: Ceratotherium simum simum (southern white rhinoceros)
Lineage: Eukaryota; Metazoa; Chordata; Mammalia; Perissodactyla; Rhinocerotidae
Gene: BMERB1
Product: bMERB domain containing 1
Biological process (GO): negative regulation of microtubule depolymerization
Cellular component (GO): microtubule cytoskeleton
Source: RefSeq, a predicted model, not a curated record